Molecule: messenger RNA, 1156 nt
Organism: Monascus purpureus
Lineage: Eukaryota; Fungi; Ascomycota; Eurotiomycetes; Eurotiales; Aspergillaceae
Source: the annotation of a GenBank genome assembly
UUUGAAUUUAAAUUGAAUUGACUUGAAUAGAUCAAUUUAAUCGUCUGUCCAUGAUGUUCUGUAUCAAUUCCCUCGAGCGGGCUUUGCAACGAGGUCCAUGCAUUGCAAUCAAGAGCACUUCCGGCACAUAUCCAUGGAUUCCAGCAAGUACAAGACAUAUAUCAUCCUCUUCCCUUCGGAGGAAUCCGUCCAGUCAGUUCACUUUUGAGCAUGCCAAUCGCCUAUCCGGCAGAAUAUGCAUGAUCACAGGCGGGACGUCCGGGAUUGGAUUCGCAAUCGCUGAAAGGUUCCUUCAAGAAGGUGCUCGAAGGGUUGUGCUUGUUGGGAGAUCGCAUAGGCGACUUCUAGAUGCAGCAGGUCGACUGGAGACUUCCGGUAUUGUCGCAAAGGAUAAUGUCGGGCAGACCAUGUUGAAGAAUGGCACUCUUAUCAUGUCCUCUGACAGGGUGAGCUUGCUGGUUGGCGAUGUUGCAGAUGCUGGAUCAUGGAUGCGUGAGCUAGAAAAGGAAAUGGAAUCCAUAGACAUCCUCGUCAAUGCCGCUGGCAUAUCCAUCUCCUCCAUCCUCCCCAAAACCAAACCAGAAGAUAUCUCGCAAACGCUCCGCGCGAAUCUCGAAGGCGCAAUCUUCACCUCGCGCGCUCUAAUGCGCGCAUUAAUCCGCAACCGUUUGAGGAACAAGAACAGCCACCAAACAACAACAAUGAAAUCUCCAUCGAAAUGCAUUAUUAACAUAUCCUCCCUACUAGCACUAAAGGCCGGAACCGGAGCCGUUCCCUACGCUGCAUCUAAAGCGGGCAUACUCGGUCUAACUUCCUCUUUAGCGGUGGAAGCUGCUAGCUCGUUGAAGGAUGUGGUCGUUCGGUCUAAUGCGAUUGUUCCUGGGUAUAUUGAAACGCCUAUGAUAGCAGAUUUCAGUGAAAGUCAGAUGGCAAGUCUCAAGGAUAAGAUCCCAGUACAUCGGUUUGGUGAUCCGCGUGAAGUCGCCGACGCGGCGGUUUUUCUGGCACAGAACGAGUAUGCAAAUAAUUGCGUCCUCAAUCUGGAUGGUGGGUUGAGUGCAGUCUAAGCAGAUUAUGCCUUCUGGCUGCCUGCCCUUUUCUUUGUAUGCAAAUGAAAAGAUGAAGCAAGAGUUCUUCGAUUAGUUCAAUGAUGUCG